Messenger RNA from Symphalangus syndactylus (siamang), 3108 nucleotides. RefSeq names its product serine racemase (gene SRR). Gene Ontology annotation, cellular component: cytoplasm. Gene Ontology annotation, biological process: D-serine biosynthetic process. Gene Ontology annotation, molecular function: ATP binding; L-serine ammonia-lyase activity; threonine racemase activity. The record is from RefSeq and is a predicted model, not a curated record. Lineage: Eukaryota; Metazoa; Chordata; Mammalia; Primates; Hylobatidae.
AAAAAAAAAAAAAAAAGAAAAAAAUUACUGCUCUGGAUCUCAGGUUGACUUUUUAAUUUCCCAUCUUUAAAAUUUAACUAUACCAGAAGACUGGUACUUGAAUCUUUUUUUGGAGAACUGUGCAGAGGUUAAGCUCCCUUCCCCAAGGCCACUUGCCUCCACCUGUUGCUCCUCCACAGCCCCACAGGCCUUUAGACCACACCCAUCACAGAAUAGUUACCGAUUAUUCCUUAGUCUGAGCCGAAAGGAUUGCCACAACCUCUGACAGAACUCCUUCAGUUCCUUUUAUGUGACACUUUGUCACCAGAAGGUUAAGCAUAAGAAAGUCAGUAGAUGAUGGGUGAAAAAAUCCAACAGUUCAGAAGAGGAACCAUUUGAGUGGUCAGAGCAGAUGACAGCCUUUGCCACCAGAUUUGAGAGAAAUAGGAAGAAGUGUUAAAAAAUAAUCUGUUUCACAUUGAAAUUUGAGAGGCCAUUGCAUGAUUUUUUUUUUCAGCUGGAAAAAUAAUGGAAAACAAGAAAACUUUCUUAGGACAAAUGGCACUGCCAAUUUAAUGCAACAGUGUCAGUGAACUGCAGAUUAGAUAUGCCAAAAGUUAAACCAGUUCAAGAAAAUUUACCAGAACUCAGAAGGAAAAGAACCAUGUGUGCUCAGUACUGCAUCUCCUUUGCUGAUGUUGAAAAAGCUCAUAUCAACAUUCGAGAUUCUAUCCACCUCACACCAGUGCUAACAAGCUCCAUUUUGAAUCAACUAACAGGGCGCAAUCUUUUCUUCAAAUGUGAACUCUUCCAGAAAACAGGAUCUUUUAAGAUUCGUGGUGCUCUCAAUGCCGUCAGAAGCUUGGUUCCUGAUGCUUUAGAAAGGAAGCCGAAAGCUGUUGUUACUCACAGCAGUGGAAACCAUGGCCAGGCUCUCACCUAUGCUGCCAAAUUGGAAGGAAUUCCUGCUUAUAUUGUGGUGCCCCAGACAGCUCCAGACUGUAAAAAACUUGCAAUACAAGCCUACGGAGCGUCAAUUGUAUACUGUGAACCUAGUGAUGAGUCCAGAGAAAAUGUUGCAAAAAGAGUUACAGAAGAAACAGAAGGCAUCAUGGUACAUCCCAACCAGGAGCCUGCAGUGAUAGCUGGACAAGGGACAAUUGCCCUGGAAGUGCUGAACCAGGUUCCUUUGGUGGAUGCACUGGUGGUACCUGUAGGUGGAGGAGGAAUGGUUGCUGGAAUAGCAAUUACAAUUAAGGCUCUGAAACCUAGUGUGAAGGUAUAUGCUGCUGAACCCUCGAAUGCAGAUGAUUGCUACCAGUCCAAGCUGAAGGGGAAACUGAUGCCCAAUCUUUAUCCUCCAGAAACCAUAGCAGAUGGUGUCAAAUCCAGCAUUGGCUUGAACACCUGGCCUAUUAUCAGGGACCUUGUGGAUGAUAUCUUCACUGUCACCGAGGAUGAAAUUAAGGUAAACCAACUAGACUCUCCUUUCACUAAUUCCUACUCCCUUCCGUAUCAACAGCGUGCAACCCAGCUGGUGUGGGAGAGGAUGAAACUACUCAUUGAACCUACAGCUGGUGUUGGUGUGGCUGCUGUGCUGUCUCAACAUUUUCAAACUGUUUCCCCAGAAGUGAAGAACAUUUGUAUUGUGCUCAGUGGUGGAAAUGUAGACUUAACCUCCUGCAUAACUUGGGUGAAGCAGGCUGAAAGGCCAGCUUCUUAUCAGUCUGUUUCUGUUUAAUUUACAGAAAAGGAAAUGGUGGGAUUCAGUGUCUUUAGAUACUGAAGACAUUUUGUUUCCUAGUCAUUGUCAACUCUUAGUUAUCAGAUUCCUAAUGGAGAGUGGCUAUUUCAUUAAGAUUUAAUAGUUUUUAUGGACUAAGUAGUAGAAAAACUUUUAUACUUAACUGUGACAUUUUGUCAAGACUAAAAAAAAAUCUUGCAAAAUGGGGCAGCGGACUGACAGGCUGACACAGAAAAUUAACUUUGCCCAAUCACAACUUGUGCCUCCCAUCCCUGGAGUAUUGACUGGCACUGGUAAGACAGAAUCUCUUUGAAUCCAUUACUCCAUGCCCCCUUGAGGCACUGUUGAAGAAAUCUCACUUUUCAGCCAGGGUACUGGUUCUGGUACAUAUGGAUCAUAAGUCCAUUUGGGGAAAACUCGUUUAUACAGGUUCAUCAGUACUGUGUCUUGAGAUUUUAGCUUCCCAUCAAAGCUGCAUUUCAUGUGGCCAUGCGUACCUAGAAAGAAAACAGAACAAGUCGGUCAAAUUAAAAGUAGAAAUUUUUAAAGCAAUGACUUCCAACCCAAUAGUCAUUUAGUAACACUGCAGAAAUGUAGACAUGGUCUCAAAUCCCAUGUUUCCUUACCUAAAGGCUCCUUGAUGUGUCCUCUCCGGCCCCACUUCGUUCUCAGUUCCACUGGUUUAAACCACAGCACAUCCUCUUAAACACAUAAAAGACCAAGACGAAACAUUUACCCACAAAAUGUAAACCCAACCUUUAUACCACAAAGGCAAUCAGAUCACAUCCUCCUCCUUCAUACCCACCUCUGUUGAAGAACAUGUAACGGACUACUGCCAUCUUAGUAAAAAUUUUGAAAGGAUGACCACUCAGAACAACUCUCUUGAUGACCAUUCUGUCUGGAUCUACUGACAUAAGAUGGCCUGUAGCAAUGAGGCUGUGCAUUCCUAAAGGACAAAAGCAAAGAAGCUAUUUAGGAAUUUACAGGCCAAAGUCUUCAUUUAUUGCCCCAGUCCAUGUAAUAACCCAUGCAAAAGCCUGGUUUGUCAUCCCUGCCCUAGCCCAAUCUGAGGCUAAGAUUGGUAAACUGUAAGCCCACACUUAACCUUGUCAAUAGGUCCUUGAAAACUUGUACUUUAAGAGAAAUGAUAUAUAACAAAAGCAUAUUUUUUCUCAUCAGUUGUUACAAGGAAAAGAUGUUGAACUAAAGGCAGUUAUUUGACGACUGGCUAUACACUGUUUCACAUAAAAGUUGCAGUUUUCAUUGUUCUAUUAACAAUGUUAAGUGAAGACUUACUGUAUUUUGAAGACCAUCAUCACCUUCUCCAUACCAUUUGGCUCCCAAAUUUAAAUAAAGAAGAGAAAACAGUGUUUGUCUAUUAAGGA